Punctularia strigosozonata HHB-11173 SS5 is the source of this 1242-nucleotide messenger RNA. Its product is annotated as feruloyl esterase-like protein. The record is from RefSeq and is a predicted model, not a curated record. NCBI's taxonomy places the organism in Eukaryota, Fungi, Basidiomycota, Agaricomycetes, Corticiales, Punctulariaceae. The annotation marks the transcript as partial. The transcript is spliced from 12 exons.
GUUGCCGGAGUGUCUACCGAUACCGGGCAUACUUCGACGUCAGGUGACGCCUCAUGGGCCCUGAAUAACGACGAUGCCAUUAUAGAUUGGGCGUGGAGAGCGCUGCACAUAUCGGUAGAAGUUGGAAAGGAGGUGGUGACGCAAUUCUAUCAGCAAGCGGCCAACAAGAGCUACUAUCUUGGAUGUUCGACAGGUACGUACUCUUCCGUCAGACGAGCUGAAGUUCAGAUGUUUCCGGGAGACUUCGAUGGUGUCGUCGUCGGCUCGCCAGCUAACUGGUUAACCCAUGUCCAGCCGUGGAGCCUUCACGUCAAUCUCCUCGUGCAGCCCGUCAACUCGUCGCGGUGGAUACCGGCAGACACGUGGGAGAACCUGAUCCACAACGAGGUGUUGAGACAGUGCGAUGGGCUAGAUGGAGUCGAGGAUGGGAUUCUGAACGAUCCUACGCAGUGCAACUUCGACCCUUCGUCUAUCACCUGCUCCGCGGAGGAUACGAACGCUACGGACUGUCUCACGAGUACUCAAGUCGAAACAUUCACUCAAGUAUUCUCGGACUACAUCGAGACAAACGACACAUUCAUCUUCAAUGGGUAUUACCUCGGCGGCGAACUGGACUACCCGAAUGCCCUCGUUGGAGACCAUGUCUCUUCGCUAGCGCUCGCUUACGAACGGUUUUUCGUAUUCAACAACACGUUAUGGCAGGACACGCAACUCGACCUGGCAGCUAUCGAGUUGGGCGACAGGCUUGACGUGGGCAACGCAAACGCCAUCGACACCGAUAUUUCGAGCUUCGUGAGCGCUCCACAUAACGGCAAAAUUCUGCAUUACGUUGGCUUGGCCGAUCAAUUGAUAUCGCCCGGAAACUCGAAACUGUAUCACAGCUCCGUGCAAUCGUUCAUGGACGGCAACGGGCUCGGCGACAUUGAUGAUUCCUAUCGGCUUUUCACCGUCCCCGGUAUGAAGCACUGGUACGAAGGAUUCGGAGCCAACGCUUUCGGAGGUGCCAUGCAGGCGUCGUCGGGUCAGCCUCCGCUAGCCAACGACCCGGAGCAUAACAUCCUCCAGGCUCUGGUGGCAUGGGUAGAGAACGGCACGGCACCCGUGCAACUGACGGCAGCUUGGUAUGUCGACGACGAUCACAACAACGGGGUUGGAUUCACUCGGCCGCUGUGCAAGUUCCCUUUAAGCAUCCAGUAUAACGGCGGUAAUGUAAAUGUUUCUACCAGUUUUAGCUGUGUAUGA